Molecule: messenger RNA, 1629 nt
Organism: Dioscorea cayenensis subsp. rotundata (Guinea yam)
Lineage: Eukaryota; Viridiplantae; Streptophyta; Magnoliopsida; Dioscoreales; Dioscoreaceae
Product: cyclin-D4-1-like
Exons: 6
Coding region: 154-1194 (346 amino acids)
Biological process (GO): regulation of cyclin-dependent protein serine/threonine kinase activity; mitotic cell cycle phase transition
Cellular component (GO): nucleus; cyclin-dependent protein kinase holoenzyme complex; cytoplasm
Molecular function (GO): cyclin-dependent protein serine/threonine kinase regulator activity
Source: RefSeq, a predicted model, not a curated record
CUUCUCUCUCUCUCUCUCUCUCUCUCUCUCUCUCUCUCUUCAUUGAGCUCUGAUAUGAUGGAAAGCCACUGCCUUUGAGGAGGAGAAGAAGAGGAGAAGCAUCAAGUGUUGGAGAAGAACAAGAAAAGGUCAAGAGAGAAGAGGAAGUUGGCAAUGGGGUUCAGUUAUGAUUCUGCAGCAUCUAUCCUCCUCUGUGCUGAGGAUAACAACAGUGUCUUGGGUUUUGAGGAUGAGGAAGUGGAUGUUGAGGUUGGUGUGGAGGGGGAGGUGGAAAGGAGUGAGCUUUUGGAGGAAAGAUGUGAUUUUUAUGGGGAUUUCUUCAAGGUUUUGCCCAUUCAAUCAGAUGAGUGCUUGGAGGUGUUGGUGGAGAAGGAGUUGGACCAUUUGCCUAGAGGGGAUUAUGCUGAGAGGUUGCUCAAUGGGGACUUGGACUUGGAGAUUAGGAGAAAUGCUAUUGAUUGGAUUAGCAAGGUUCAUGCUCACUAUAGUUUUGGUCCAUUGAGUGCUUAUUUAUCUGUAAAUUAUUUGGAUCGCUUUCUCUCUGCCUAUGAGCUCCCUCAAGGGAAGGCAUGGAUGACUCAGUUGCUAUCAGUUGCUUGCUUAUCUUUGGCUGCCAAAAUGGAAGAAACUGAGGUUCCUUUAUCACUUGAUUUGCAGGCCGGGGAAUCUAAGUAUGUCUUUGAGGCUAGAACUAUACAGAGAAUGGAGCUUCUGGUGCUGAGCACUCUCAAAUGGAGGAUGCAAGCUGUGACUCCUUUCUCUUACAUUGAUUACUUCCUUCAUAAAUUCAAUGGUGGUAGUCCUCCGAGAAAGUCUUCAGUUUCUCAGUCUAUCGAGUUAAUAUUGAGCAUGAUUAGAGGGAUUGAGUUCUUAGCAUUUAGACCUUCUGAGAUUGCUGCUGCUGUUGCAUUUUCGGUGUUGGGAGAAACCCAAAUUUUGGAGAUCGACAAAGCUUUAGCUGGUUGCAUCCAUGUACAAAAGGAGAGGGUGAUUAGAUGUUAUGCAGUGAUUCAAGAUAAUGCAGUGAUGAUUAAUAGUUUUUUUGAUAAUGCAAGCCCUUUGGUUUCCUCUGUACCACAGAGCCCGAUUGGAGUGCUCGAUGCUGCGUGCCUAAGUUAUAAAAGUGAUGAGCUAACGACUACACGGCAUGAAUCUAACAAUUCAAAGAGGCGAAAACUGUGCUCUAUCUCAUGAAAGAUGAUGAAUCAAAGAAACUAGACACCAAAAAAAAAAGGCGAAUAACUAAAGGUGGUGAAUGAAUGAAUGCAUGAAUGAAUGAAUGAAUGAAUGAAUGAGCAGCUCAUGCUUGGAGCAAUGGUCGACAAAAAAGACAUGAGCAAGCAGUGAGAAGCUGAUUGAGUUGAGUAUUUCACUAUUUUUCUUCAUGUUGUCAUCGUUGUUGUUAAUUGUUUGAGUUCAUGUUCUACAAAACAAAAAUUUUGCCAAGAAAACAAAGAGGAAACCAUCCCUCUAGGGAUCGGAAAGGUGACCACCUUAACACAAAAAAAAAAAGAAACAUUAUAUAUUAAUCACUUCUUUUUCUGUAGUCCUUGUAUCUGUGCAACCAAUUGUUUGACUACUUGUCUCCUUGGACUAUGAAGGAAGCUUAUAUACAAGUGUUAGUUGGAA